GCGGGCGGUGCUACCUGCGCCCUUGCCCGCCCCCGGAGCUCCGCGGCACCGGCGGAGCGGCGCGGCUGCGGGCGGACGGCGGCGCGGCUCUCCCGGAGCGCCGGGACUGCCGCAGAACACUGUGAAAUUAUCAUCAGUGGUAAAUACGGGUUCAGAAAAACGUGAUGACUUCAGGGAUUCUAUUGAGACCUUUUUAAAUGGUUUUGAGUGAUGUAAUCAGGUUAAAUACAAGGAGUGAUUUUGCAAAGUGGACAGUAAUGGAGUAUAUGAGCACGGGUAGUGAUAGCAAAGAGGAGAUUGACUUGUUGCUAGCUGAUCUAAAUAUGUCUGAGGUGAUAGCCAUCAUGGAAAACCAUUAUCCAGGUGAAGACAUUGCAGCCUAUGAAGACAGCUUAAUUACCAUGUGUGAAGAGGCAAAUCAAAAUGAUGAACGUGCAGAAUCAUUGCUGUUUUGUGAAGGGGAGGUCUCUUUGAUGUCCUCUGUCAAAUACGGGACUGUGGAAGACCUGCUUGCUUUUGCCAAUCAGGUGUCUAACACUGCAAAGCAGUUUAAAGGAUGCAGACAACAGGAAUCUGGAAUCCUCUUGAAUAUGAUCACACCCAAGAACGGGCGCUAUCAGAUUGACUCGGAUGUGCUCCUGUUUCCAUGGAAGUUGACUUACAGGAAUAUUGGUUCUGAUUUUAUUCCUCGGGGAGCUUUUGGGAAAGUGUACUUAGCCCAAGACAGAGAGACCAAGAAACGAAUGGCAUGCAAAUUGGUCCCAGUGGAGCAGUUCAAACCGUCAGAUGUUGAAAUACAGGCAUGUUUCCGUCAUGAAAACAUUGCUGAAUUAUAUGGCGCUAUUUUGUGGGAUGAGACAAUCCAUCUCUUCAUGGAAGCUGGAGAGGGAGGAUCUGUCAUGGAAAAGCUGGAGAGCUGUGGGCCUAUGAGAGAGUUUGAAAUAAUUUGGGUGACAAAGCAUAUUCUGAAAGGACUUGACUUUCUCCACUCGAAGAGGAUUAUCCACCAUGAUAUCAAACCGAGCAACAUUGUCUUUAUGUCAACUAAGGCUGUUUUGGUGGAUUUUGGCCUAAGUGUUCAAAUGACUGAAGACAUUUACUAUCCCAAAGAUCUUAGAGGAACAGAGAUUUACAUGAGCCCUGAAGUUAUCCUUUGCAGAGGCCACACAACAAAAGCAGACAUCUACAGCAUGGGAGCUACUAUUAUCCAUAUGCAAACAGGCAUCCCACCCUGGGUGAACAGAUACCCUCGUUCUGCAUACCCCUCCUACCUCUACAUUAUACACAAGCAAGCUCCCCCUUUGGAGGAUAUUGCUGAGGACUGCAGCACUUCCAUGAGGGAGUUGCUGGAAGCAGCUCUGGACAGGAACCCUAACCACAGGCUGUCUGCAGCAGACCUGCUGAAGCACGAGGCCUUGCACCCACCCCCGGAGGAGCAGCCGCGGUGCCAGAGCCUGGACUCGGCCCUCUUUGAAAGGAAAAGGCUUCUUGCCAGGAAGGAUCUGCAGCUGCCAGAAAAUAUCACAGAUUCCUCAUUGUGUAAUGGGAGCAUGGAAGAGUCAGACCUCCUAAAGAGACAAAGAUCUCUCUACAUAGACCUUGGAGCUCUAGCUGGUUACUUCAAUAUUGUUAGGGGACCACCAGCCUUAGAAUAUGACUGACUCAGUAACAUUUUAUGUUGAUGAGUCAGAAAUGGACCUCUACCUCUUCCAACUUGGUUUUAAGACUUGAUUUUCCAAUUUGUACAUAAAACUAUUGCCAUUAUAGGCUGUCAAAUGUGAAUAGUGUUUAAUUGCACAGAUGAUUAAGCUAAACCCUUAGGGGGUCUGAUAAGCUGAUCCCAAGCAGUGAUGUUUGUGUGUCUGCUGGUUGACCAACAAGAAGAUGGCAAAAAGAACACUGCUGCUGGGAAUGUCUUAAUCCAGGAUAUCUUCCUGUGCUGGGCCUUGCACUUUUGUAAAACUUGUAUUAUAUGCUUGCAAAUAAUGUCAGGAAAAAAUAUAAUAUAAUUUAGCAUCUGGGCUGUAAGAUUCAGUCUCUCUGAGCUGUCCUUAGAAAAAACAUUCCUGCCACCCUCCACCCCCCAGAAAAAAAAGGAAAAAAGAAGUCCUUGUUUUGACCAGUUAAUACUGGUUCAGUCUUUUUUUGUAUUUAAGACUUGGUCAUUCUUGGUCUUUAAGAUUUGGUCAGCCUCUAGGCAUUCUUAAUGAAAAUUAAGAAUGUCUGUAGGGUCAGAUUAUCACUUGUUUGCAGAUGUGUUUUAACUUUACAUCUUGCCUGGACAGUGGGAGCUAAGAAGGAGGCUGUCCCCUUCUCUGUGGGUUAAGGGAAUCUUUCCCUGGCAGUAUCAGUCAGCUUUGGGAUUUGCACAAGUUACCCUGGCAAAGUAUGACAGUAUGACUUCCUUACUAUGUUACAACUACUGCAAGGGUAUCUGUGAUAGUUUUCAAGGGUAGAUGAAAUGUUAAUGCUCUAUUGGUAACAGUGGGCAGGCUCCUAACUCUUGCUUUUUAAUACUUUAAAAUUGUACACUUGUAUAAUUGCUCUGAGUGCUAUGGUUUGGAAAGCGUGUCAUUAAUGACAAGCAGUGUUUAUGUUCCUAUGGAAAUGGAAUUAUAUUGUUCUUGCUGUGCCUUAUACAUUUGAAACAUGAUGUUUUGGAUGAUAGUAAAACUAUGUAAACUGCAUAGUUCUGUACAUCCCAUGGGAUGAGAACGUAAACUUUUAUAAAACUCUUUCUGAUGCUUAGGAUGCCUCUUUAUAAGCAUUUGUGUUAAAUGGCAUACUGUGUAUGUUGUACACUGAAUCUUUUCUGAAGCACAGUCUCUUUUUCAUGUCUGUUAUUUAAUGCUGCUCCUCUCUAACACAUGGUCUUAAACACAUGAUUUCUAGUUUGAUACUGAUAUGGUCAAGUGAAUAAAUCCAGCUCAGUGCCUUGA
This is a messenger RNA of Zonotrichia leucophrys gambelii, 2939 nucleotides long. RefSeq names its product mitogen-activated protein kinase kinase kinase 8 (gene MAP3K8). Lineage: Eukaryota; Metazoa; Chordata; Aves; Passeriformes; Passerellidae. Gene Ontology annotation, biological process: protein phosphorylation. The transcript is spliced from 9 exons. The record is from RefSeq and is a predicted model, not a curated record. Gene Ontology annotation, molecular function: ATP binding; protein kinase activity. The coding region runs from base 198 to 1661 and encodes 487 amino acids.